Messenger RNA from Hevea brasiliensis (rubber tree), 1773 nucleotides. RefSeq names its product ribulose bisphosphate carboxylase/oxygenase activase, chloroplastic. Gene Ontology annotation, cellular component: thylakoid; chloroplast stroma. NCBI's taxonomy places the organism in Eukaryota, Viridiplantae, Streptophyta, Magnoliopsida, Malpighiales, Euphorbiaceae. The transcript has 7 exons. Gene Ontology annotation, molecular function: ATP hydrolysis activity; ribulose-1,5-bisphosphate carboxylase/oxygenase activator activity; ATP binding. Bases 185 to 1609 code for a protein of 474 amino acids. The record is from RefSeq and is a predicted model, not a curated record.
AGCCAAUCCAUAGAGUUGAUCUGAUCUCCAUGAUCGAUGCUUCACUUCUCACGCACUCCAAAAACCUCGCCUUCUAUAAAAGCCCAUUAUUGACUCAUCUGCCUUUCUCAAGGACAAUCGCUCCGGAACAGUGUUCAACGUCUUCUUCUCUUCUACCUCAGGUACCCACCCGCCCGUUCGAUCAAUGGCUGCUUCACUCUCAACCGUCGGAGCUGUUAACAGAGUACCGUUGAACUUGAAUGGCGCAGGUGCAGGAUCUUCAGUGCCUAGCUCAGCAUUCUUUGGCAGCAGCUUGAAGAAGAUAAAUUCCAAGAUCAUUAACCAGAAGCUCUUGUCAGGGAAUUUCAAGGUUUCUGCAGAAUAUGACGAGCAGAAGCAGACCUCCAAAGACAGAUGGGGAGCUCUUGCAUCUGACACAUCUGAUGACCAACAGGACAUUACUAGAGGAAAGGGAAUGGUAGAUUCUGUCUUCCAAGCUCCCAUGGGAACAGGAACUCACAACCCAAUCAUGAGUUCGUCUGACUAUAUCAGUCAAGGUCUUCGCCAGUACAUGGACAAUAAUAUGGAUGGUUUCUACAUUGCACCUGCAUUCAUGGACAAGAUCGUUGUUCACAUCACCAAGAACUUCUUGAACCUUCCAAAUAUUAAGGUUCCUCUCAUCUUGGGUAUCUGGGGAGGCAAAGGUCAAGGAAAAUCAUUCCAAUGUGAGCUUGUAUUUGCCAAGAUGGGAAUCAGCCCCAUUAUGAUGAGUGCUGGUGAGUUAGAAAGUGGGAAUGCUGGAGAGCCUGCGAAAUUGAUCAGGCAAAGGUAUCGCGAGGCAGCAGACAUUAUUAAAAAGAAGGGAAAGAUGUGUUGCCUCUUUAUCAACGAUCUAGAUGCUGGGGCAGGUAGGCUAGGUGGUACUACGCAAUACACAGUCAACAAUCAGAUGGUUAAUGCUACCCUGAUGAACAUUGCCGAUAACCCAACCAAUGUCCAGCUUCCUGGUAUGUACAACAAAGAGGAGAAUCCCCGUGUUCCUAUCAUAGUUACAGGCAAUGACUUCUCUACAUUGUAUGCCCCUCUCAUCCGAGAUGGUCGUAUGGAGAAAUUCUACUGGGCUCCCACUCGUGAAGACAGGAUUGGUGUGUGCACAGGGAUUUUCAGGACUGACAAUGUUCCCAAGGAGGACAUUGUAAAGCUUGUCGACACUUUCCCAGGACAGUCCAUUGAUUUCUUUGGUGCUAUCAGAGCCAGAGUGUACGAUGAUGAAGUGAGGAAAUGGAUUUCCUCGAUUGGCGUAGAAAAUGUAGGGAAAAGGCUCGUUAAUUCAUUGGAAGGACCUCCAACUUUUGACCAGCCAAAGAUGACUCUUGAGAAACUCCUUGAGUAUGGUAACAUGCUUGUCAGCGAGCAAGAGAAUGUGAAGAGAGUUCAAUUGGCUGACAAAUACUUGAAAGAAGCAGCUCUUGGAGAUGCAAACGAAGAUGCUAUGAAUAAUGGAUCUUUCUAUGGCAAAGCAGCCCAGCAAGUUAGCAUUCCUGUUCCAGAAGGCUGCACCGACCCAUCAGCUGAAAACUUUGAUCCGACUGCUAGGAGUGACGAUGGGAGCUGCCUCUAUCAAUUUUAAGUCUGUCCAGUCCAUUGCAUUUUGCGGGUAUUGUAAAGUUAAUAUAUAGGAUUGACUGUCAGUAAAAAAUCUGUUUUGCAGAUUGAUAUAUCCUGUUGUUGUGUCCAAUCUUAUAUUUAUUUUUGAUAUAAAUGAAAAUAAUAAUAAUAAGAAAAAUAGCUAUA